CCCGGCAGCCGCGCGGCUACUUCAGCAGCCUGAGGCAGCCCCGGGCGGAUGGGCACUCGUCCAGCGCCGAGAGCAUCGAUGGUUCCCCGCGCAGAGACGCCUUUGUGAACAGCCAGGAAUGGACGCUGAGUCGGUCUGUCCCAGAGCUCAAAGUGGGAAUUGUGGGUAACCUGGCCAGCGGCAAGUCGGCCCUGGUGCACCGGUACCUGACCGGCACCUACGUCCAGGAGGAGUCUCCGGAAGGUGGCAGAUUCAAGAAGGAGAUCGUCGUUGACGGACAGAGCUACCUGCUGCUGAUCCGCGAUGAGGGGGGCCCCCCCGAGGCCCAGUUUGCCAUGUGGGUGGACGCUGUCAUAUUCGUCUUCAGCUUGGAGGAUGAGAUCAGCUUCCAGACCGUGUACCACUACUACAGCCGGAUGGCCAGCUGCCGCAACACCAGCGAGGUCCCGCUCGUCCUGGUGGGCACCCAGGACGCCAUCAGCUCCAGCAACCCGCGGGUCAUCGACGACGCCCGGGCGCGCAAGCUGUCCGGGGACCUGAAGCGCUGCACCUACUACGAGACCUGCGCCACCUACGGGCUCAACGUGGAGCGCGUCUUCCAGGACGUUGCCCAGAAAAUCGUCGCCACCAGGAAGAAGCAGCAGCUGUCCAUCGGGCCCUGCAAGUCCCUGCCCAGCUCGCCCAGCCACUCGUCCGUCUGCUCCGCGCAGGUGUCUGCUGCGCACAUCAGCCAGACGAGCAACGGCGGCGGCAGCUUGAGCGACUACUCCUCCUCCGUGCCGUCGACCCCGAGCACCAGCCAGAAGGAGCUGCGGAUAGACGCGCCCCCCGCCGCCAGCACGCCCACGCCCGUGCGCAAGCAGUCCAAGCGGCGCUCCAACCUGUUCACCUCUCGGAAAGGGAGUGACCCAGACAAAGAGAAGAAAGGCCUGGAGGGUCGCGCAGACAGCGUCGGCAGCGGACGAGCCAUCCCCAUCAAACAGGGCAUCCUGCUGAAGCGCAGCGGCAAGUCCCUGAACAAGGAGUGGAAGAAGAAGUACGUGACCCUGUGCGACAACGGGCUGCUCACCUACCACCCCAGCCUGCACGUGAGUGUCACCCCGGGGCGCGGCCGCACAGACACGACUCGGAGCGUGGCCCUGAAAACACCCGUGCAGUUGUGGGUAGAGCAUAAUUACUGUGAGGUGCUGGUUCAGAAGAGACACCACGUAGCCAGUAUCAGUUCGCACUACCAGCCCUCAGCGGGGGCCACCCAGCCACUGGCCUUCAGCCUGCUGACCCCGUUAGAGCAGGUGGUCCUGCCAGCCGGGGAGGGUGGCGGUGGCCGCUUCUUCUCAGGUGUGCCUGUGGCCCGAAUGGAAACCCAUCAAGGGAAUGAUCUGCCAGAUGCCCACGACCGAGAGCCGCCGUCACACCUGACGGCUUCUCUCAGCGACAAGGUUGUCCGCAAAACCGGGGCUGGUGCCGCUUGCGAGGCCCCUGGAUGCUUCUCUGCAAGCCCAGCCUGGGCCGGCCGCACCCUCUCAAUCACCAUCUCCCCCAGGGGACGGAACGACAUCGUGGACGGCCGAAAUGUUUUUAGAUCAGGAAUCGAUGAAACUCAAGUAUCGGGCGGCACCGAACGCCCGGGCGCUGACGACUCCCCGGCCCUCGCGGAGGGCGGCCCCCCAGAAGCAACGGGGGCCGCCUGGUCCCCCGAUGAGUCGGAGGCAGAUGCUUUCCUGAGCCGAGGAGCCGCUGGGGGAAGCACAGCACCCGAGCAGCAGCUGGUUCCCGUCGCUCCAAACCGGCCCUGCCGUCGGCCCUGGGCGCUGAAGGUCAUCCCAACCUGCUCCGCCCCAGGGAGCUUGACCGAGAGCCCACAGCGGGCCGCGGCGCCCGCCCUGGCGUCGAAUAAGCCGUCCCGGGGAGACGUGCUCGUGUGCCCCGGGCUUUCCCCGCAGUGGCGCGCUCCCCUCGGCGGGCGCUUCUCGGCCCGUCCGUGGGUUCCCGGGACCUGGGAGGUGGACCUCCUGAGAACCACUGUGAAGGUCCCGGGGAAGAGGCCGCCCCGAGCCACGUCUGCCUGCGCGCCCAUCUCCAGCCCCAAGACCAACGGCCUGGCCAAGGACAUGAGCAGUUUACACAUCUCCCCGAAUUCAGGGCAUGUCACUAGUGCGCCCGGGGCGCCGACGGCCGGCGGCGUCAGCCUGGUGUCCCUCGGUGGCCGGCAGGACGGCGCGCAGCAGCGCUCGCACUCCGUCUCCAGCGCCGACCAGUGGAGCGAGGCCACAGUCAUUGCAAACUCGGCCGUCAGCAGUGACACGGGGCUGGGGGACUCCGUGUGCUCCAGCCCAAGCAUCUCCAGCACCACCAGCCCCAAGCUCGACCCGCCCCCCUCCCCCCACGCCAACAGAAAGAAGCACCGAAGGAAGAAAAGCACCAGCAACUUCAAAGCCGACGGUCUCGCGGGCACGGCUGAAGAACAAGAGGAGAACUUCGAGUUCAUCAUUGUGUCCCUCACUGGCCAGACGUGGCACUUUGAGGCCACCACGUAUGAGGAGCGAGACGCCUGGGUCCAGGCCAUCGAGGGCCAGAUCCUAGCCAGCCUGCAGUCCUGCGAGAGCAGCAAGAACAAGUCGCGCCUGACCAGCCAGAGCGAGGCCAUGGCCUUGCAGUCGAUCCGGAACAUCCGAGGGAACUCCCACUGCGUGGACUGCGAGACCCAGAACCCCAACUGGGCCAGCCUGAACCUGGGGGCGCUCAUGUGCAUCGAGUGCUCCGGCAUCCACCGCCACCUGGGCACCCACCUCUCGCGAGUGCGAUCGCUGGACCUGGACGACUGGCCGGGCGAGCUCAUCAAGGUGCUGUCGGCCAUCGGGAACGAGCUGGCCAACAGCGUGUGGGAGGAGAGCAGCCAGGGCCGCAUGAAGCCUUCGCUGGACUCCACCAGGGAAGAGAAGGAGCGGUGGAUUCGGGCCAAGUACGAGCAGAAGCUCUUCCUGGCGCCGCUGCCGUGCGCGGAGCUGUCCCUGGGCCAGCGCCUGCUGCGGGCCACGGCCGAGGAGGACCUGCGCUCCGUCAUCCUGCUGCUGGCGCACGGCUCCCGGGACGAGGUGAACGAGACCUGCGGGGAGGGCGACGGCCGCACGGCGCUGCACCUGGCCUGCCGCAAGGGCAACGUGGUCCUGGCGCAGCUGCUCAUCUGGUACGGCGUGGACGUGAUGGCGCGGGACGCGCACGGGAACACGGCGCUGGCCUACGCGCGCCAGGCGGCCAGCCAGGAGUGCGUGGACGUGCUGCUGCAGUACGGCUGCCCCGACGAGCGCUUCGUGCUCAUGGCGACGCCCAACCUGUCCCGGAAGAACAAUAACCGGAACAACAGCGGCGGCCGGGUGCCCACCAUCAUCUGAGCCGCGCCCUCCGCCGCGCC
Messenger RNA from Condylura cristata (star-nosed mole), 3412 nucleotides. RefSeq names its product ArfGAP with GTPase domain, ankyrin repeat and PH domain 1 (gene AGAP1). NCBI's taxonomy places the organism in Eukaryota, Metazoa, Chordata, Mammalia, Eulipotyphla, Talpidae. Bases 336 to 3392 code for a protein of 1018 amino acids. Gene Ontology annotation, cellular component: nucleus. Gene Ontology annotation, molecular function: protein binding; GTPase activity; GTP binding. The transcript has 25 exons. The record is from RefSeq and is a predicted model, not a curated record.